GAGUAGAAAAAUGUUUGAUGGAAACAGCCAAUAAUAACACUCUUUAGGUUUACACUUUCCUGUUUAUGACACUGUGUGAUGAAACUAGCUGCAUACUAAGAACCCAUUUCCCAGUGUCUCUAUCCCAUCUUCAGUGGAUAUCCCACUGCAAAUCCCGUGACUCCCCCACUCAAAAAUUACCCAGAUUUGGCAACAUCAACAACGACGUUAGACAUUAUCUCGGCUAGGAUUACCCACCAUUAAUAUCACUCACUCACUAUUUCUCUCUCUCACAUGCCUAGAAAACCCUUAAAACCCUUCUCAUCUCCAUCUUCCUCAUCAUGUAUUCUGAAAAAGAGAAAAAUCUUACUGAUUUCCAUGGCUUCAUUUCUAAUUCUCACGAUUUUCUCUCUCAUCCUUUUCUUUUCUUUAUCACCAUCCUCUGCAACUCACCGCCACCAUCACUUAAAACCACCACCAUCACCACAGCAACAAAAUCAACUAACCCUUUCAAAGAUUGAAUUAUCAUGCAACGCUACGAGGUAUCCUGAAAUCUGCAAAACCAGUCUAUCACAAUCUGGAAACCUUCCACAAGAUCCGAAACCGGUGGAGAUCAUUCAAGCUGCAAUUUCUAUUUCAACCCAGAAUUUCAAAACUGCCCAAUCAAUGGUUAAGAGCAUAAUUGAUGAUUCUAUGAGCAAUCCGAACCGUUCAGCAGCAGCAAAGAAUUGUAUAGAGUUCUUGCACAAUUCUGAGUAUAGAUUAACAUCAGCCAAUGAUGUUUUACAAAGUGGAAGAAUCAAAGAUGCUAGGGCCUGGAUGAGUGCUGCUUUACUUUACCAAUAUGAUAGCUGGUCCGCUCUAAAGUACGUCAACGACAGUCAAUUAGUCAACAAGACAAUGUCAUUUAUGGAUUCAUUAAUGGGUUUCACCAGUAAUGCCCUAAGUAUGGUCGUUUCAUACGACUUGUUUGGUGAUGAAACAGCUUCAUGGAAACCACCUAAAACCGAGAGAGAUGGCUUUUGGGAGAAUAAUAAUGGUGGUGGGGUGGAUUUGAGUACAAAAGGUGGUUGCCCGUCGGAUCUAACAGUAGAUGUUACAGUGUGUAAAGAAAAAGGAGAGGGGUGUAAAUAUAAUAAAAUUCAAGAUGCUGUAGAUGCUGCACCAGAUAACAAUGGGGAAGGGAAAUUUGUGAUCAAAAUUAAACAAGGGAGGUACAAGGAGAUUGUAAGGGUACCACUCGAGAAGAAAAAUGUAGUGUUUUUAGGAGAAGGGAUGGGGAAAACAGUGAUUUCAGGAUCUCUGAGCGUGCAGCAACCGGGUCUUUCUACAUACAACACAGCAACCGUCGGAGUCAGCGGGGAUGGAUUUAUGGCUCGGGAUAUAACAUUUGAAAAUGCAGCUGGUGGAGAACAACACCAAGCAGUGGCAUUUAGAUCAGACAGUGAUCUUUCCGUAAUUGAAAACUGUGAAUUCCUUGGCAAUCAAGAUACAGUAUAUGCUCAUUCUUUACGCCAAUUCUACAAAUCAUGCCGUAUACAAGGCAAUGUCGAUUUCAUUUUUGGUAACUCAGCUGCAAUCUUUCAAGAUUCGGUGAUUUUAGUUUGUCCUCGCCAACGAUCACCAGAAAAGGGAGAAAACAAUGCGGUAACCGCCCAUGGCCGGACGGAUCCAGCACAAUCAACAGGUUUUGUCUUUCAGAAUUGUUUGAUCAAUGGUACAGAUGAAUACAUGGAUUGGUAUUAUAAAAAGCCUAAGGUUCAUAAGAACUACCUGGGUAGACCUUGGAAGGAAUACUCGAGAACCGUUUUCUUAAAUUGCUAUUUUGGGGAGAUUGUUUCCCCACAAGGGUGGAUGCCCUGGACUGGAGAUUUUGCGUUAUCAACUCUUUAUUAUGGGGAGUUUGAAAACACUGGCCCUGGAGCUAAUAUUUCUGGCAGGGUUGAUUGGAGUAGUCAGGUUCCAGCAAAUCAUGUCCUUGCAUACUCUGUUCAGAAUUUUAUUCAAGGUGAUGAAUGGAUUCCAGGUUCAACAUAGUUUGUCCUAGACCUAGUCGACAGAUUGCAGUUACUAUCGUUCUCAAAAUUACAAGAUUGUAAAGUUUUGGUUUCUGUUUGAAAGGGCGAAGUAAUUGCAUUCAGUAUGGUCCAUGUACUUACAUAAAAUAAAUGAACCAAUACAUGAAAAUCAAAUUAUAUUAUUUCAGUUGCA
Papaver somniferum (opium poppy) is the source of this 2190-nucleotide messenger RNA. RefSeq names its product probable pectinesterase/pectinesterase inhibitor 51. Gene Ontology annotation, molecular function: pectinesterase inhibitor activity; pectinesterase activity. NCBI's taxonomy places the organism in Eukaryota, Viridiplantae, Streptophyta, Magnoliopsida, Ranunculales, Papaveraceae. The transcript has 2 exons. The record is from RefSeq and is a predicted model, not a curated record. The coding region runs from base 274 to 2016 and encodes 580 amino acids. Gene Ontology annotation, biological process: cell wall modification.